ACCAACGAAGGCGGUGCCAUGCCUCGUUGCUUAUCGCCUCGUUAAAAAGAGAAACCGAAUCAUUAUACUCCAUAAUCGCGAAUGGCAUCCUCAGAAGCUAUGGAUGAUAGUUUCAGAGUUCGAGUAGAGAAGAUUUUUGGAUCGCUCAAGUCAUCCUCGCAGCAACCGUCGUCUCUGCAAUCGACUCUUUGGUCUCUCAACGACGACGAGGUAGAGAAAAGAGAAUGGAGAAGAGACGCCGGUGCCUCUGACAGGGACGAUGUACCGUGCUCAUCGUCCUUUAAUGAGUUGAAAAGAGAUCGGAAGAAAAACUUUCGUAGAGCGCUUGCAGAAGAUCUAGAUGAGCUCGAUGGUGAUGACGAUGAAGAAUCCAAUACGUUGCGCCGGAGAAGAGUGGGCUCUGAUGGCGUGGAUGAAUGGGAUAUCAGAUCAUCAAUUGGCUUGGACCGCACUCUUGAUAAUGAGGAAGAGGAAGAUGAAUAUGAUAAGGUGGCUUCAGGAAGAGAAAAUGCUGGGGAGCGUCUCUAUAUGAAGAAUGUCACUAAUCAAGAGUCUUAUUUGAACAUUCAUAAUGUACUUCCCAAGUCAUUGCGUGGUACCAAAGACCCACGUGCUAAUCUCAUGAAGGCAAAAAUCAGGUUGCAGGAAGAUGAAGCUGAGGCUCCUGAACAAAAUUCCCACCUUUAUUGUGAUACAGAAGUUAAAGAGCUCUGUGUAAAGCCAUCUCAUGAAAAUGGAUCUCAAGUGAGAUCUAUAUUGAAAAGGAAAGACAAUAGUUCAGAUUCCAAGCCGCAUAAGCGGGUCACAUUUGACCCAGUUUGUGACACUGUGUGCGAGGAAGAAGCAACCAAAAAAGUUGAAAAUAUUUCCAUGGGCAGUUCCUCAUUAAACAGUGUGAGAUCAGAUGGUGAAUACAUGUCAAGCCAGAAUGCAUAUGGCGUUCCUGAUUACUUACGGAAUCCUUCAAAAUAUACCUGUUAUAGUUUUAACUCAUCCAGCGAAGUUGAAGAGAAAUCCAAUACCCAGGCUUGCAUGGAUUUUCUUGAGCUGGUCAAAGGUCUAAAAUCCACAGGAUCGGAAUCAGAGUUGAAGGAUGCAACAACCGACCUUCAUAAGCCAGUGACUUUCAUUCCUAGGAAAAAGGUGGGCCAUGCCAAUGCUAUUAACUACUGCAGUAAGGUUGACAAACAUGAUGGUAAUCGAUCAUCCCAGCAGAAUGUGUUACCUGUUGGCAUUGCAGCUGGGGACUCGCAAGAGUUGGAAGCUGGUGUGAUGGAAGAAGAUGACCCAGAAACAAAUGCCAUGAUCAAAAGUGACAGUUCCCAGAAAGCUAACCGCAUUUAUCGAACAAAGUCAAGCUCAGAUGAAUGAUCCUUGCUCUGCUUUUUUUAAGUUUCUGAAAUUCUAUUCAGUAGAUUUCUCUACUGUAAUAUAUUUCUGAAGUUCUAUUUUCAACAUGUUCAAGCGUCAUUAUGUUUAGUAUCGUUUGGGUUUUUGUGAUUGUGAAAAAUGAGUUACAGUUAUAAGAAUUUGUAUUAAAUGCUAAGUUUUUCCCUUUGGACCCUUCCACAUGUUUUGCUGUUCAGUUGAACGCAUAUUAUUGUGCUUAUGAAUUAUGAUGAAA
Molecule: messenger RNA, 1624 nt
Organism: Jatropha curcas
Lineage: Eukaryota; Viridiplantae; Streptophyta; Magnoliopsida; Malpighiales; Euphorbiaceae
Source: RefSeq, a predicted model, not a curated record